Molecule: messenger RNA, 447 nt
Organism: Periconia digitata
Lineage: Eukaryota; Fungi; Ascomycota; Dothideomycetes; Pleosporales; Periconiaceae
Source: the annotation of a GenBank genome assembly
UCUAUUGUAGACGGGGCUGGCGUGGCACCCUCUAAAAGGGCGAUUUCGUUUUCUAGCUCUUAGAGGCGACGGGCUGCUAAGAGAGCAUUUCUUUUUUCUUCAGCAGCCUGAAUGCGCUGCUCUAUCGUGAGUCCCCUCUUUCAGGCUCUAGGCUCCCGCGGUCAGAAGCCUGCUGCUGGGAUCGGGUCGAAGGAGCCAUCUCUAGCUAUUUGCCAAGAAGUGUUAUUAUGUAAGGCGUAGUUAUAGGCAAUAGUACUUGCUUCACACUACUAGUAAUAGUAAAAGAUAGCUCUUUUUAGAAGGUAUCCCCUUCUAAUAAUUCAGAAUAACACUUCCCCUUUCAGUGCCUUCGGUGCGCCUUUUGUGCGCUCUCGCUAAGCUGCCUACGCUAACUAGUAGCGCCUUAGCAAUAUCAAUCCCCUUCAACACCAACUCUUAUGCGGCGAU